Medioppia subpectinata is the source of this 489-nucleotide messenger RNA. NCBI's taxonomy places the organism in Eukaryota, Metazoa, Arthropoda, Arachnida, Sarcoptiformes, Oppiidae. The record is from the annotation of a GenBank genome assembly.
CCAUAUUUUUGCCCACAUAUGACGGCAGACCGUUGGUCACACACGACGUGGUCAUCGUUAGCGUCAACUAUAGGUUAGGAGCGUUUGGUUUCUUAUAUGGCGGCGAAGAGUCGGCUCCGGGAGAUGUUGGCUUUUUUGAUCAGCUUUUGGCACUCAAAUGGACGCGAGAAAACAUUCAUUUGUUUGGCGGAGAUAAGGAUCAAAUCACUAUUUUUGGUGAGAGCGCCGGCAGUUGGUCCGUAUCGGCACAGAUAUUGUCGCCCCAAUCGCGGGGUCUGUUCAAGAGAGCUAUCCUCGAGUCCGGAGCCGUAUUUCAGGACAAAAAACAGGGCGUUUUGACCAAAGAAAACGCUUUACUCGAGGCUAAAGAAAUGGCCAAAUCAUUCAAAUGUACGGAUCCUAAAGAUUGGUUGAAUUGUCUCCGCAAAGUUGAUGCCAAAGACAUUUUGACAAAGCAUUUGGACAUCUUUCCCAUCAUUGGCACAGAAU